ACACACACAUAUAAAUACACUUUUGUCUUUGCACACAUUUUCUAUCUCACUUGAAAGAACAGUAAUCAAGGGAGUGUCACAUUAAUUAAUUAGUUAUCUCUGAAGUGGAAUUUAUUACAUAAUUAUCCGUAUCCCAUUGAGACAUUUUGAGCUGUUCAAGUAAAAAUAAUCUGUACAAUGGAAAGAUUUUAUCCAAAUUUCUAUUCUUAUACGAAAUCUCACUACGAACCAUUGGUUUCGAGUCUAUUAACAAGAUCUGAACCAGAGCGUAGUGCUAAACUGCACAUUGACUGUAAGGAUAAUGAUGCCAGUGAGGAGAAACAAAAUAGCUCGUGUAGUGAAAGACAAAAUACGAACAUGAAUGAAGUCACUGAGCAACAGAAUUCUUCGGCAUCAUCCAAUAUGCUUCGGCAACGAAUUCAAAGUGUGGAUAGAACAAAAAUGUCACGUAAUCAACUGGCGAAAUGGACGACAACAGAUUCGCAAAGAUGGGCUCGCGAAAAUUCAGACCCUCCAGGCCGUGAAAAGUCUACUGAAGAAGAAGAUCUAACUGGUUCAGUCUUCACCGGAUCUGUACAGUCAUUUAUAUUGCCAUUUACUAGAAUUAAUGAAUACUUAACACUGGGAAUUAACGCUAAAUAUCACAACCACUCUAGAACUUUCGAAAGUGGAAUCAACUAUCUGAGCUUAGUUUCCCGUAAUGAUGUUCGAUGUAACAUCAUUCCAAACUGUCAGCAUUUUCCUGAUCUAAUGUCAACAUCUUUAACAAAGACAAAUUCACCAAUAAAGCAUAAGUCAAGAUCACUGCGUAAGCAUUCACGUGAAAAAACACUACCAUGUUCAAAUCAAGACGAUAAAACACUCAUGACGUUAGAUUCUAAUAAUGUGUUCAUCAAUCUAAAUGAGUCCAAAUUACAGAUUGCGACAAAUCAGAAGAGCGUACCCCGUUCUAGAAGAUUACCGUCACCAUGUGUUCGUAUGAAAACACUAGAAACGGAUACAAAUUAUAAUGUAUCUCUCGAAACAGGUCAGAACACAAGCUCCUCAAACUAUGAUCUUCGACCGAAGCGAUUAAUAGAAACAGAACGCAUGGUUAGACAAGAAUUAGCGUCUGCAAAACAGAAAUCAGCAACUUUCAAUAGUAACAAUGGCAUAGACAGAGAAGAUCGGAAAUCAGCGAUGCAGAAUUCACCAAUACCUCUAAAAAAGUCGAGUUCUAGUGAGAGAAGACAAAUAAUUUCUCCAGAUACAAAUACACCUGUGAAUGUUUUAGAAGAAAUAAAUUCAUUUGAAAUGAGUGAUAGUGAGACCGACUUAUCUAGAGGAUUGGAAAGAACUCGAGUCCUAAGGAAUGGUGAUGAUUUAAUCAGAACUGAUGGAAAUUCGAAGAACUCUGAGAUACAAGAGCUUCAAGGCAUUAUAAAUCAUAUACGUGAGGAAGAUAGGGACAACAAGUCUUUAGCCAACUCUCCGAACAGUUUUAAACCAAGUCCAAGAAGAUCGAUGUCUUGUCGUACACUUCCUGAUGCUAUGUACCAAGACAAUCAAGAUGCUGUAAGCUUGAGUAGCGUUGCAAGUGACACAAGUGCCGGCAGUCAAACUAUCUCCGUAGACUCAAAGAAACAUGACAACUACUCCCAUUCUGUUGGGAAUAACACCUCAACGUUGGAAAAACAUGGAGUCUAUACUAAACAUUCCAGAUGGUUGGGCAAAUCCAUAGCUAAAGCGUUCAGAAGACGCACAAGGUCUACUACACAAUCAAUCAAUUCACUGGGUACAAUAAAUGACACUACGAUUACGAAUAUGGAGCCUAACCAAAUCAUCAGUCAGAAAUCGAACGAUGAAAAUCAGUUGGAUCGACUUUAUCUGACAAUCAGUCGAUUGCAGUGUAGGAUAGAUCUCCUUGAAAAAAGAAACAAAAAACUACAGGAAACCGUAUCGAAAUAUAAUCCUGAUGAUGAACUUCUAUGCAAUGAAUUUCGUUUGGAAAGAACCAACAGAAAAGUGUUUUUAUCAGAUUUGUCGUCCAAAUUUUGCAAAAAUAGUCGUUAUUUUGUGCCAGUCCUUGUGAACACUGAAGAAAUCAUUAUUGAUUCAGAAACGAAAAAAUCACUGAAAAUAGGAUGCAUUGGAUUACACGAUGAUAUGACUUGGAAUGAGCUGGAUGAAGUACUGCAAAAACUACUUCAGUGUUACAUCAGUUACUUGGAUCCUAGUGAACAUCUGCAACUUAAUUCACUGGAACUAGGGGCGUAUCAGCUAAAUUCAAUUUACAAAUAUCCAGAUAUAAAGAAAACAGAGAGCAUUGUGCGACGUUUCUCACGAAUACUACCACUACCAUCGCCACAACCGUUAUUUACAACAAAUCAGAAUCAUUCCCAACUGCAUGUUGCAGCUACGCUGGAAACUAGCUGUCAUAUAAACAGACAAAUUUAUUCACAGUUCCCUGUUAUGUGGUUGAAUGAAAUUACUAAAGGGUAUGAUUUGGAGCUAUUCACCUUAUCUAUAGAAAUAGAUUUACAAGGUCGUACUAUGAACUCAACAUUGAAAAGAAAGAAUAAAAAGGUACACCAAAAUGUUACUGAGAAAAUUGACAUGCUGAACUAUGGAUGUUAUACAAGUCUAGUACCAUAUAAUACACUGAAGUCCUACUUAUCUGUCAUCGAAGCAAAUAAUUUCACAAUAAUCUGUGGACUGACUGGAACCGGGAAAUCGCAUCUGGUGAAUAAUCUGGCCAAAAUUUUAUCACAUGAUUCGUGUUAUUCAAAGGCAAUAUACAACUUCCGGUUUACAAAUAACAAAAGUCCAACUGUAAAAGAAAUGAAAAAGAUACUCAGAAAACAGUUAUCAUCCUUUUCGAAAUGUGGUUUCCCCAAAGUGAUAAACUUAUUUGAUAUGCAUCUCUUCCAAGGAUCUGUUAUGGAUAUUUUUAAUGUUUUUAAUACCUCAUCAAAACGUCCAAAGAUUAUAGGUACAAGUGAAAGGGCGGACAAAGAUUUUGAGAACACUUGCCAUGACAAUCAUGUAAAGAUCAUACACCACCUGCCUGACAUAAAAAGUACACAAGAAUAUUUGGAAAGUGUAUUAUACAGAAAUCUUGCUCAAAGUCGAAUGUUUUGUUCAGGUGGACUUACUAACGAAGAUGUUAAUACCAGUGCAAAUAAAGAUCGGAAGUGUUAUCAAUUGAUUUUCUGGUUAACUGAAUUUUGGAGGAAAUUAAAUGAAAUCCUGUGUUCUAUAGCUAACAGAAAACACUGUGCCAUUUUUGGCGUGCAGUCCACACUGAAAUGCCCCAUGGAUAUUAAUGAUUCAUUGCAUUGGUUUCUUGACCUAUGGAACAACAUGUUGGUUCCAGUUUUAUUUGAAAAUAUCAGAUAUGUAACGAAAGAGAAGUCAAACAAUGACUACAACAUGUUACUCACUGAUUUUAUUGCAUGGACAAGUACUACAUGGCCAUGGGAUAGAAGCAAAAUAUACUUCCCUACUUCUUUGAAAAGCCCAAAAAUAAGUUUAACCCAGAACCCAUCGAGUACUCAGAGCAUCCAACCUAUGCAGACUCCCUGUAGUUCCCUGGAUGCGGAAGUAUGCAAAAAUCGAACAAGCAUGGAUUCGGGGAUUAUUCUGGAUGGGAUGUAUCCAACAAAUGCCUGUAGCAGUAAUGAUGUGGAACAAAUUCCAUCAAAUACAAACGAUUACAUACAUGUGAUCAGAACGCUAUGCAGAUUAGAAUUAGAGUAGUUCAUUCAAUAUAACGAUUUUGGACACUCAAAAAUAUUACCUUUUCUUUAUGACCGUUCUUUUGUAAGUGUGACAAUGAAAUUUAUUGCUUAAAACAACAUAUUGUGAUUACCAAUGUAUAAUACGAGGCGACAAGUUUCUUUUUUUACAGAAAUAAACCUUCAAGAAUACCGAAAGUGCUCACUUCAGUCAUUUUAACAAAUUGAUAUGCCAGGAAAAUACAUGUUUACUUCGCAUUGUGUGACUAAUUUCGAAAUGAGUUGAAGAAUAAGGGCAAACUGAGGGGUAACUAAUAAACCUCUUAUUCUAGCUAA
Molecule: messenger RNA, 4052 nt
Organism: Trichobilharzia szidati
Lineage: Eukaryota; Metazoa; Platyhelminthes; Trematoda; Strigeidida; Schistosomatidae
Source: the annotation of a GenBank genome assembly